This is a messenger RNA of Phymastichus coffea, 10261 nucleotides long. RefSeq names its product klarsicht protein. The record is from RefSeq and is a predicted model, not a curated record. Lineage: Eukaryota; Metazoa; Arthropoda; Insecta; Hymenoptera; Eulophidae. The coding region runs from base 949 to 5910 and encodes 1653 amino acids. The transcript is spliced from 22 exons. Gene Ontology annotation, cellular component: membrane.
AUAACAAUGACCGUGACGGGUAUACCAUGCCUUGACAAAGGUAACAAGCAGUAAACUUCAACCCUUUUAAAUCUCCAGUCAUUUAAAUUUAAAUGACCAACAAGUGUUGUAAGACGCGCGACGGAGCUGUACCGACUGUGCAAAAGGCAAGUUGGCUAACAGGUAGUUGGUUCAGACUUCAGCACGACCAACGUCGAUCUGCGUGUGUUGGCAGCUCUGCGUUUGAAAAGGCUUUUCAAGGUGGAGGUGCUUGGCUCGCGCAGGCGCAGGUGAAGAAGAGUCUCCUUACUUGUGCCUGCUCAGUGCUCAAUUGUGGUCGGACUAUAGGAAAAAGCAGUACUUAUAUACUCAGUUGCCGCCGUCCCGUGGCGCUUUCGUGCUAGGUCGCGACGAUACUGUAGCUGCAGCCGAUCCCCUCUGCAGCAGCACGGUGGCGGCGUCGCGGCACACGGUGCACGGUGGGCGCGAGUUAGUGCGCGCGCGAGUUGCGGUGUGCGCCACAGACAGCUCUCUUUCUCUCUGUUGAAAAGAUACCGGAGCCAGCGGAGGAGAGAAGGAAUAGGAAAGAGAUAAAUAGCGCGCUCGCGGGGGCCAAAUAUCUCCGCUGCGAGCGUUCACGCAGCCAAAGCUGCCAAGUUGCUAGCCGAGUGAAGCAUAUCUACACAUCAGCAAGUAACCGAGGUAUAUCUUUCACAACCGAUCCAUCCACUGCCCAUCUACGCGUGUACCUGUGAGUGUAUACCUGUGUGCUAGCUUGUGUGCGCGAGUGGCAAGGUUAUGUCGCCAAGGCAAAGCAGCAGCCCAACCAUCGACAUCAAGACAAUCCAAGUCUUGAAGAUGGAGUCGAGACGAGGCAGCUCGAGAUCGUAAAUAUUGAGAACGAGGAGCGAAGAAGAAGAGGAGAAGGAAGAACGGAUCCACCUGGACGGAAGUAAAAACGCCUCCAAGAUGAAGAUGAGCUUCUCGCUGUCCUCGCUGCAGCCCUCUAGCGAUAGCCUAGAGAGAGCCGAACACACGAGGAUCAGAGCGGAUCGGCCUUACAAUAGCCUCACCAAGAAAAGGAAAGAACCAAUGCAAGAUCAAGGAACGAAAAACUGGUCAGGUCCAGAAGACGGCAAAGAUGACUUUUGGGCAGCAAUACGAACGAAUUAUGAUUACAUUAUGGAUACGAACUUGAUCGACACCUGCAAGGAAACAAAUGGAGAAUUGGCUUGGGAUGAGGGUGAUGUCUCAACUGUUUCUUGGGGAUUGAAGGAAGUCAGUUGUCAGUUCUCAGAACUGUACUCGUGGUUGCGAGUUCUUCAAGAGCUGGUUUAUUCGAAAGAGGAAAACGUACUGGACAAAAGCUUACGAGCGGCUCACACAGAGGAACUGCGUCGUAAAGCUUAUAGAAAACGAUUGUUCAACGAACAAGCGGAAAAAUUAAUUGCUCGCGCUCCUUCUUUAAAAGAAGAAGUUUCAUGGCGAGUUGAUCAUUUAAACGCCAAAUGGGAUCUCGUUGAACAAAUAAUGGCCCCAGUACAAAGACCCGAUGAACUCGAUAAUCAAGAUGUUUCUGCAGAUUUUGAGCACGAGGUAAAGUGUCUAAGGAAAUGGUUACGUGAAAUGGAAACUCGUUUACAACCGCUAAAUUUUCGUGUUGACUGGAACAGGACUGAAAUAGAGGAAAAAGCAAUGGAACAUAUGGUACUACAAAGGGACAUCGAGUCGCACGGACGAAUCGUGAGCUCGAUCGUUAAACUCGGCGAGCGAGUUGCCGGGCGAAACCAAUGCUCGGACCAAGCAGCAGCAGCAGCAGCAGCAGCAGCAGAUGAACAUCAGCAGCAGCAGCAGCAGCAAGCGUUGCGGGUAGCAAGCUCACUCGAACGUCGUUGGCAUUUACUGUUCUUGCGCAGUCUCGAGUGGCAAUGCCAUAUCGAGGCUCUUGCUGCGCGAGUUUGCACUAAGUUGUCAGCGAGCCGUUGCAGUAGCGACAGUGACGACGAGGAGCCAGUAACAAAGCAACCUCGCCUAAGUCGCCGUGUAUCCACUCCAUUAUCAACGACACAAUCCUCUUCAUCUUCGUGUCCAUCGUCGUCGUCGUCAUCGCAAGACGAGAGUAGUGCCGGUACAUGUUCGCGACGUCGUUCAUCAGUUCGAGCUAGACGCCAGCUACGAGCUCGAUUCAGUCAGCAGGCACCAUCGGCACAGCAGCAGCAACAGUCGCAAGCGAGCGCAAGUCACGCGAGCGAUCAGAGACCAGCUGCCACAUCUUCGUCCUCGUCCGACAGUGACGUCUCUUCCGAGAACAGAUUCGUCGACGAUGGAUCUUACUUCGAGGACGAUUUGGACGUGCUGUGCGUUGUGAGCGUGAAAGCCGAGGACUUUUCCAACCAAACGAAGCUUUACGCCGGCAAACGACGUCCACGUAACGCAUUCGGCGAUCAGGGUACCGAAGCCGACAUCGAGGAGGCUGAUUUGAGCGAGGAGGAGGAAGAUAAGAGGGAAACGACCAAGCAGAACAUCGCCAACAUGACGCCGACGCCGGAUCAGCUUCAGACAACGCCGAUCGACGAGUCGCGCGACGAAAUCGACGUGGCUUGUACUACUGCUAGUGUAGCCGAGCGGACUAAAAGCGACAGUACACCCGCGAACGAGAGUCCUAAGCGUAGGAGAACCGAAGCUGAGGCUGCUGCUGCCAUUUUCCACACUUCGAACAGGAAGUCGAAGAACUGCGCGACCUUCUAUUUCAGGCACAUGGACACAGACUCGGAAAGCGAGGAUAAGCGUCCUCCUCGUCGUGAUCAGCAGCAGUCGGAAGAUCGCGGCAUUGUGGAGUCAUCCGAGGAAGAGUGGACUUUUACAUCCGCCCGUAUGGACGCUCAACAGCAACAGCAGCAGCAGCAACAGCACAAGAACAGCUACGGGGCGAAAAUGCGUCUGAACUUUGACGCUGCGACGGAUGCGCUGAACGACAACGACUGCACGAAUAUGGACGUGCUAAACGGCAAUGUUGUUCAUAACAUUAAUAUUGAGGAGAACGACCAGCCCACGGCGAGUAAUGGAAGUGACGACGAGUACAACAACCAAGAAAGCAUCAAGAGGCUUAUCCGCGAGGUGGAGGUAUUGGUACAUCAGGAAGGUAAACACAAGCGCAAUGUCCCGCCACUGAUAUUUGACGAAGAGAAGGGCCUGCUCAGUUCACAGAACCACAAAGCCAAGUACGCAAGGAUCAAAGAGUGGUUGGCACUCAAUUCGGCAUUGUGCGUUGAAGGCAGUAACACAUUGCAGUACUGCCAGUUAACGGUGUCGGAAGCGUUGGAUAGUUGCGACGCGAGUGGCGAGUACACGACCGGCGAGUCGGACGUGGAGAAGCAAUCAGAAAUCUCGGAAGAGGACUUGCAUAGUAGCGUAGUAACAUGCCGUCUGGCUUCGCAAUCCAACUCUGAGGAAUUAUUAGAAGACCGCCAAAGUCCAAUGGUAAAAGAGCGUAGUCCAGUGCCACAGCACAAGCUGGCCGAGACAAGCACACCGAAAGUGGUAUUGCGUUCUAAGCGUAAGUCACACACAAGUCCGAGACCAUGGAGCGUCUCAUGUAUCACGCAAAUCCGCAAACGUGCUAGUCUCGAGAUAAACGUCCAGGAGCCAAUCUCGCAGUUCUCCAUCUCCGAGACUGCUCUGCAUCAGCUUGUUGCCGGGCCUCCGGCUAAAUCCGCUUCGCUCGAUGCCACCGAAUCGCGUGCGCCCUUCAAUAACUCGACAACGACAUUGCUAGAAGAAACGAUAAUCGGUCAGGAUGCUCGCGUGGUGAGAAACAGCUCGCUGCGUCGCAAGAAAAACCGGCUUCGCAAAAAGAAUGCGAGCCGUCGAAGUGAAUCGGGCUCGGACGGCAUGAACGCGACGAAUCAUCGUUCAGAAGGUAGCGACGAACUAAGUUCUGGCUAUAAUCCUCGGUCCGCGCGCAAAUCCAGCACUGGUAGCAGACAAAGUCGUUCGUCUCGCACGGCACUGAACGUCUCGACGACGAAUCUCGUCAAGUCGGGUUCGUUCUCUGGAUACACUGGUUUACACGAAUGCGAGGCUGUACAGUGCACGUCCGUCAGCGAUAAGCUCAAGACCACCACUCCUUCCGAAUCCGAGGAAGAAAAAGAGGAACUUGCCGGAAGAACGUCGCUACGCAACGGACGUGGGUGCACCAUGCUCAAGGGAAUUCUUUUGGUGGGCAAUUUGAAUGCUGGGGACAGCGACAUCGAAAAGCAUAGUUUGAGCAACAACUCGUUUUCAGAACAAGCCUGGGACAACUAUCUGGAAAAGUACAUGAGCGAACCAUACAGCGAGGCAGCAGACACAGAUACAGCGCGUCGUCUUUUGGAUUUUGGUGACGACUACAGAAACUUCCUUGACAGUCAAUCGGAUUGUGCGUCUAGCUUGGGUGCAGUUCGUUAUCAAAAAAGCAGCACCGUCGUAACGGAUGAGAGUGACAGCGACUCCGAGUUUAAGCGUUUAGCGGAGACAUCGCGCAAGCAGCUUCUGUUAUCAGAAGCUCGUUGUAAUACCAUGGCUGAUGGUAGUUUCAACGAAUUGGCACGUAUCUGUCGAGAGAAUAUAAGGUGCCUGCAAACAAUAUCCGAGACGAGUGGUGGAUCCCGUCGUAGUGACAAGCAUGCCAAGCAAAUUCGUGGCUUAAUGGAAAGAUGGGAAUCCCUCUCACUUCGAGCAGAAGAGUCGCAAAAAAUCAAUGCUAUUCAUCGUGAAGUAGCAGCUUUGAAGUUAGAGUUCUGCGCGGCGCACGAGAGACUUGCCUCUUACCAAGUUGUUCUAGAAGAGCCACAUAUCAUUGAAGAUCGUAUCAAUAGGAUCACGAACGAACUGGCUAAUUUAAGAGACCGCAAAUCUGCUAUGCUUGCAUUGAACGUUUCGACACAUCGCCUCAUCACAGAUCUCGGCCAAAAGACAUCACCUACUUUUUCUACCUUGAAGGAUGGAAUAGCAGACUUGUAUCGACUUUGGGACGAAGCAUUUCAAAGAGGAAACCAGCAGCUGAGUGCAUUUCAAGCAGUCCAACAGUUCGGUCAGAGGCUUACGGAACUUCAGUGCGCUCUACGCAGAGACAAGGAUACUUUGGCAGUGUUGGACGCAGCUUUGCAAGCUGGAGCAACAAUGGAGGUAGCUUCGUCGGUAAGAGAUGUCGCGCGACUGCUUUCCGAAAAGCACGAGACCAACAACCAGAGCGCCAUGCUGACGGACGCAGCUUUGACGAUAUCGAGCAACGACGACAGUGGUAAUGGAACACAAACGUCAUUCAACGAUUCAACACCGUCACCUACUUGCUCUUUAGUUGGUCUCGAGGGUGGUUCACUCUCUGACAGUGGUAUUUCCGACAGUGGUAGCGAGCAGGAACUGAGCGAACGCGAACGUCGACUUGCAGCGUUACGUAGACUCACUCGAACACUCGAGUCACAGUUGGUACCCAAUACCAGUGAUCAAGUGCUCACUGAGCUCUGGCAUCGUGUCGAAGAAGCCGAAGCCGAACUACGUAACCUGCAGUCGCAGUGUCGUGAACUCAUCGUUCGCACUGCUGCUAGCGUCGAGUCGCGAACUAACGUCAGACCUGACAGUACUACGGUUUAUCCAGUUCCAAGCAAACGCAAGAAAACUCCGGUCAUCGAAACACCUGUUCCGAACGAAAAGGUACGCGUAGAAAAACUUGCAAAUUACGUAACAGCAGCAGGUGACCCCGAAAAGGAUCCACACGUACCGCGCAGUUGGGUAUGGCGUAUCUUGCGUGCAGCUCUGCCGUUCCAGUUGGCUAUAGUCGUGCUUUUCUGCGCGGCCUGCUUGCUCGAACCGAGUUGUUGCGAGGCGGGUAAUUCACUCAACCUAUCGUUGACACCACAAUUGCGUUACGUGCGUGGACCCCCACCAGUCUGAACUGUCGGAUUUUGAAAAACACGCAUGCAGAUCGAUAUUCUGUAUGGAUGGUUUUUACUGUCUUGGUACUUCAGGCAAUGGUAAUGAUGAAGAUUCUUCCGGAAGGAUAUUUCGAGAAUUACAUCAGGUCGUGGUACAGGAUGAUGUGCGGUGAGUAUGCUCGUCGUCGAUGCCUUUCAUAAGGGGACAACGACGAGCAAUACAUAGGAAUGCUGUGCCCAAUAUUACAAGGAGCUCCGUGAAAUGUCUACGUACCUUUGAGGUUGAACAAAACGUAGUCGUAAGGUGUGAAUAGAGAGAAAUAUAAUGAAGCAAGCUAACAAGUAAGAGCUUUUAGGUACAGUUGCGUUUUUGCCUGUACUCUCAUUGAUUCGCAUUUUCAGAGUUUUUCGAUAAUUUUUUACGAGAAUUUUUAUUAGCCAAAAAUCUUAUUGAAACAAUUAAAAAUGAUGUGUUCGAGUAUCAAAAGUCGGAAGUGCUCGUCAAAUAGACUGAAAGUGCGGAUGGUUAAGGAGUGAUGAUUUUUGUAAUGAAAGAAUAAUUGCUUGAUUAUACUGAACUAAAUAAGCAACAAAUAGACUGAAUAUAUCAAUUGAUUAUUAGUUCAUUACAAAGAAUGUAAAAUAUUUGAUAAAAACAUAAAUCAGGGGCAUUUUUACAAAGGAUGAUGAAAGAGCAAUAAAUAAUAAAAUGUAAUGAGCUUUUGGAAAAGUGCCAAAUUUUAAAGUCAAAAAAGUGUAUUUUAUAAUAACUAUGUGCCUUGUGACAUCAGAUUUUCUAUUUUCUAUUUUCGACACACAAAAAUAUCCGAACGAUAAUGUUUUUGCUCUCACUGUAAAUACUUUUAUAAAUUAUGUCCCUGAUCAACAUUUUUUGAACAUUUUUUAUAAAAACGUUGUGCAGUUCAUAUACAUAAAAAUUAUGAUAAACAUAUACUGCAUGCUAGAUAGAACGUUCUUUUUUUAACGUCAUUUUUCAUUGAUGGCACGUAGGCUGAAUAUGAAACGAAAUAUUUCAAGAAUGCUUCCAAUUAUGCAAAAGUGGAACAAUUAAUUUAUUAAAUUUAUUAAAGAUCAUCGCAAAGUAAUACGCAUAAUAAUAAUUGUUUUCUACUUCACUUGAAAACAUAAUAAGUGAAUGAAACAUAAAAGAUGUGUUUAGAAACCAUCAACUAGUCAUAAAAAAAGAGAAGGCCUUCGUGCUUCUGUUGUUUAUAUAUUUUUUCGAUGAUUUUGCUUUCAUUGAUUUUUUCAGCAAUUUCAUCAAAUUCAUUUAUUAAAGUUACUUUGUUUAAAAAACAUUGAAAUAAAUAGUAAUAUUUUAUAACUUGAAUAUAGCUUGACAAAGCAUUUAAUUGAUAGUAAAAUUUUUUAUACCAGAAACUAUCAUGACAAGCUACUAAACAAUCAAAUACCUUUAUCAGAGACAUGCUACUUAAAAGAAAAGCAUUUAUAUAAAAAAAUUGUAGUGGCUAUACAAGUCUCAUAAUUUUAUUUUUUGUGAAUAGUGAUAAAUAGAAACUAAUCGUACUAUUCUUCAUAACCUUUUUAUUACUAGUUUGUUAUAUUUGUUGAUUUUAAAAAGAUGUAAAGAUUUUGACGUUGACAUUUCUUGAGGAGCUGCCUUCAUAAAACUACAUGCGUAGAAUUUUACGCAAAACUUGUGAAAAAAGCGAUUGCACAAACUACAAAAACAUUUACCGUUAUGGUAAAUGUUGUGAAAAAGAGUACUUAUGCAUAUUAUUGCAUUCUUAACUAUCUCGAAUUUCAAAUUCGAGAAAAAUAUAAAAAAGAUAAUAUAAAAGUCUGCGAAUAUAUAUGUAAAUAAAUAUAUAUUUUAAGAGAGCUUAUGCAAUUUACCAUAUCAGCUUUUCCGUUGAUUAAUGGUGGAUUUUUAGCUGCUGAUUUACAUUAUUUCAUCAUCAAUAUGUCAGUGUUUUUGAUAUCCUUUUCUUGUUUGGAUUUAUUGAUCAAAUUAUCCAAAGAACAUGUUUAAAAAACUAAAAGUAUAGAGUCUAAACGUUGGUAUGCAUGACAUUAAAGUCACACUCUAAAAAUGUAAUAAUAUUUAGUAGAGCUUCAAAGAAGCAUCUGUCGAUUUAUUUUAUUGAGUAUAUGCUAAUACACGUAUAAAGUUGUAAUAUAUGUUAGCUUUUUUUUGAAGUAUCUGACGAGCUCCAUUAAUACGUUCACAAGUAUUUAUAAAUACACAUACGUAUCGGAAUUGGAAUGGAAUAUAUCUUCAUCUCAAAUAUAAAAAGUAUCAUAAGAAUAAAACACAUUUUAAUUACGAUUAAAAUGUCUAUACAUACUCAGUAUAUAUUGAUCAUCUUAGAAAAACAUCGUUAAGAAGGCAAGAAAUUUAUUUGAUAUAUUUUUUUGCCUACUGCGCAUAAAGUGCGUCUUGAAACCCGGGUGUCCGGUUUCACAAUACGCAUUUUACGCGCUGUAGGCAAAAAAAAGUAUAUUAACCACGGGAGUGAAAAUGGCAAGCCCCUAGUACAUGUUUAACACCCUCGGCUUCGCCUCCAGUGUCAAUUUACACAUGCUAUGAACUUGCCAAUACUUUCAUUCCCUUGGUUGAAAAUGUUCUAUAUUUAAAAUAUUUUUUCACACUAAAGUGUCUCGAAUAAAUUUUUUAAAAUUAAAAGAAUAUCAAAAAGACUGACUAAAUUUACAUUUGUUGUAGCAAAAUGUGAGGCGCAGUAUCUACUUUAUUUGUCGCUAUAUUGUUUGUAUAAAGUACCUGAAAGUAAUAAGAGCUAUUAUUUAGUUAUCGUAUAAAAUGAUGUUUAAGUUAUAAGUGCGUGAAAUUUUUUACUGCCGCGACAAUAUAUGAUUUAUGCAUGAUUUAUAGAUUUACGAGUUGAUAUAAUUAAAGUAGUUGAGUUUUUUUCAAACACUCUUGCAAAUGAACAAUAAAGUUUUGAAAAUUGAAAGUUGGAAGAUAACUGUAAUCGAUUAAGAACUUUACUGCUGAUUUACAAGUGGACUGCUUUCGAGUGUACUGUCGAUUAUACGUAAUUGUUAGAAAAAGCAAACGAUCCAUCGUCGUACCAACAUUUUACAAUGUGUGCCAUGAUGCUGUAUCGUUAUGCAAAAUUGGUAUUAAAUGGCAUACCUUUUAUUUUAAGUUAAAUCAUAAUUUUUUUUCUUUUUCAUUAACUGCAUUUUCUAUAUCGUAGUUUUACUUUCUUGAAAAAUUUAUGAAAAAACAACAAAAAAAUAGUAAAAUAAUGGAUUUUAUCAAUGGUAAGUCGUCUAAUUUCUACUUGGAAAAACUAUUUUGUGAGGAGAAAGUUAAACAACUGACAAGGGUUGAUAGUAAUAGGUGAUCCUCAUACAUGAUUGCGUGUAAAUAAUCAAUAAAAUCAUCAUUGUUAAAAUGAGAAAUCAUCGAAUGAAAACUUCAAACUGAUGAUAAUUUUUUGAAUAUUGUCAUACUACUUCAUCAUUUGAUGGCGUACGCUAAUUUAGCGUUCAAAAACAAUGAGCGUCCAUAUUAAAUAGUCAUAUCAAAAACUACUGUCCGAUUUUCAUUGCCGACAAAUUUUCUUUCGCUACCAAAAACCAACAUUUACAUGCAACUAAUUUUUUGGAAAUUUGUUUGUAUUUUGUCGGUGGCGAUAGCUUAGCGUUAUGGUCGGAUUGAAUACUUUUUUAACUACCAAAACUGCCUUUGAAUAGCUGGGCGUUAACUUUGAUUAGCGCUCAUUUUCACAAUCAUCAUAAUGUCGACACCAAACGUGACUAUUGUUAACGAGCGACUUGAACGCUCUUUUAUCAAAGUAAAAGUAAAGCGGUUUUUUUGGCGAAUAUAUUGCCAAACUAUUAAUUAAGUGCCUUUUUACACGUACGAACGUUUUAAAGGUAUGAAAUGGAGAAAGGAAGUCACCGAAAAGCAAUAAAAAAACAAGAAAAAAAAACAGAAAAAUAUUAACAGAAAAAAAUUUGACGCUGACUGUUUAAAUUUGCGUCGACUAUAACCUUAAUGUAUGAGUGCAGUGUGUACGUUUCAUACGAUUAUUACUACGGGCUAUUUUAUUUUAUAAUGCGAUAUGCAUGCAAUUGUUCCUUAGCUAGUUUCUUCUAUAAAGAUUAUUAGCUCAUGCAUAAUAUGAAAUAGUUUUAAAGUUUUUUCAUACUGUUGCUCAUUUACACAAUCGUUUCAUUCAAGCGUACACGUAUCUAUUGUGCAUGUUGAUUUACAUUUUAUAAACACAUAUGUCGUGCCAUUUCCUCAUGAAUCAUUAUAUGCUUACUAACAUUAUAAUGUAAGAAUGAAUUUCAAACAAUUUUUCAAUUUUACAGAAUAACAACGUGUAUUUUUAGCUGAUUUUCAAAAAUAAAGA